UCGUGCAACUCGGACUUUCAGCCCCCCCACCCCACCGCAUGUGGCUCUUGGAGAAAGCUGGCUACUGGGUGGGGGCCGCGGAGCCCAGGGCCCGGUGGGCGCCCUCCGGCCUGUUUCCUAAGCGCCGCACCCCGUGCCCGCUGGCUCGCGCCUGCCCCAACGUCCUCACCCCCGAUCGCAUUCCGCAGUUCUUCAUCCCGCCUCGGCUCCCCGACCCAGGCGGCGCCGAGCCCCUCAGCGGGCGCGACGUGGGCGGGCGCGACGUGGACGGGCGCGGCCUCCCCGAGGCCUGUUCGCUGCCGCACUUGGCAGGCCGCGAAGGUUGGGCCUUCCUGCCCGAGAGCCCACACACGCGCCGGCGCGAGUCCCUGUUCCACUCGCCGCCGCCCGCCCCGGCCGGGGGGCUGCCCCCUGCGCAGUUCAGGCUGCACGUCUCCUCCCCGGACCUGCGCCUCUGCCGGGCCCCCGACAGCGACACGGCCUCGUCGCCCGACUCGUCGCCCUUUGGCUCGCCGCGGCCAGGCCCCGGCCGGCCCCGGCCUCCCAGGCCGCGCUCGCUGUCCCCAGAGGAGGCGAGCUCGGCCGACACCAGCCCGUACGCGCCGCGCCGAGCGGGGCCGCCCACGCCGCCGCUCUUCCACCUCGACUUCUUGUGCCGCCAGCUGCGGCCGGCCAAGGAGAGCGUGCUGCGCCUCGAGCCCCUGGGCGGGCAGCUGCGGCUAUCCGCCGAGUACCAGGCCUGGCCCGGGCGGCUGCGGCUGCGCCUGGUGAGCGCCGAGGGCCUGCCCGGGUCGCGGGCCGGCCCCGGGAGCGGCGGCGGCGGCUGCUGCGUGGUGCUGAGGCUGCAGCCGCGCGCCCGGGCGCGGGGCCAGCGGAGCCGCGUGGUCAAAUGCAGCGCCAACCCCAUCUUCAAUGAGGACUUUUUCUUCGACGGGCUCGGCCCGCCUGACCUGGCCGCCCACAGUCUGAGGGCCAAGGUGCUGGACAGGGGAGCAGGCUUCCGCAGGGACGUGCUGCUGGGGGAGUGUGAGACGCCCCUGAUUGCCCUGCUGCCCACCCUGCGUGGUGGGCUAGGUCCCGGAGCCUCCCUGGCGCCUGCCCAUCUCAGCCUGUAGCCUGAGAGACUGCCUCUUCCUCAGGAGGUCUCCAGCGGGUCUGCAGUCCUCAUUCUUUCCAUCUG
This is a messenger RNA of Lagenorhynchus albirostris (white-beaked dolphin), 1180 nucleotides long. It is a transcript of the gene C2CD4D, whose product is annotated as C2 calcium dependent domain containing 4D. Lineage: Eukaryota; Metazoa; Chordata; Mammalia; Artiodactyla; Delphinidae. The record is from RefSeq and is a predicted model, not a curated record. The transcript has a single exon. The coding region runs from base 39 to 1115 and encodes 358 amino acids.